UUCAAUUUUAUUACUAUCUCAAGAUCUCAGUGUUUUAACCAGCGCUGUAAUAGUCUAAAUAUGAUAGGAAUAUAAAGUUCUUGUCAAAUGAAAUUUAAAUUUUAUCUUUGACUAGAAAGUAUGUACAAUAAUAUACGAGAAUUUUUACUUAUUAGAGCUUGUUCUGGAUAACACGGUACAUAUAAUACGGUAACCGUGACGGUAGUUAUCGUGAUCGUUCCGAUUUUAGCUUGUUCGGCAUUCAUGACGAUAACGAUUUCCGUCUAGAUCUUCAAAUUUUUAAAAAAAAUUUUUGCAGUCUUUAUUUGAGAAAUUUGUAAAAAUGAAGAAAUCCACUCUAUACCUUUUGUACUACAAAAAAUAUAUUUCGCUGAAAUUAUUCGUGAUUCUGCGUCGGCGCUUGAUAAGAAACGGAAGGCGAGUAGAGCAGCGUGAUAACUGGACCGAAAGAGCUUUUCGUCUAGAGAACUGCAGCGAGAAAGAGUGUUGGGAUUAUUUUCGAUUCAGAAAGGACGAUAUCCCCACUUUGCGUAUAUGCCUUAAAAUUCCAGAUUCGGUUGUGACAGCAACAGGAGACCAUGCGUCUGGUAUAGAAGCUCUGUGCAUACUACUCCGACGCCUGGCAUAUCCUAACAGAUGGAUUGAUUUAAGAAAGCUGUUUGGUCGUUCUCACGGGUCCCUGUCAAGAAUAUUUUAUGCCACUUUGAAUAUUGUUGAUAUCCAAUGGAAAAAUCAUCUAUCAACAUGGGAUCACGACUGGCUAUCAGAAGAUUUUUUUGCGUUGUACGCGACUGCAAUUGCGGGGAAAGGAGGAAUCAUCCCUAAUGUUUUCGGGUUUAUUGAUGGUACAGCACGUCCCAUCUGCCGUCCUUCGGUGAAUCAAGAAAUCAUGUACAGUGGACACAAGCGAUUUCACUGUACAAAAUGGCAAUCUGUUGUGCUCCCCAACGGUUUAAUCUGCAGUCUAAGUGGAGGUCAGCCCGGCACGAUGCAUGACAGCCGCAUGUUUAGGGAAAGCGGGCUUUUAGAGCAGCUGGAGAAGAAGCAGAGAACUUAUCAGCGAAAGUUUAUACUCUACGAUGAAGGUUACGGAAACAAUGCGUUCUUGCGGAAGCCGUUCUCGAAGCUGGAAGUACGUACUAACCUCCUGAAGCGCAUGCAGAACAAUGCGAUGAAAACAGUACGCGAAAGUGUUGAAUGGGGAUUCAAAGAAGUCGUUGCAAAAUUUGCGUUUGUUGACUUUAAAAAGCAGAUGGCGCUAUUACAGAAGCCAAUUAACAAGAUGUUUAUAGUGGCUGUUUUACUAACUAACUGUAUAAACUGCAUGUAUCCUAACGAAGCAAGUCAGUUUUUUGAUACGGAACCACCUACGCUGCAGGAAUAUUUGCAAUAAAAUAAAACUGCUACAUUAGUUUUUAAUUUCUAAUCGCCUUCACUUAUUAUGUAAAAAUGCUUUAUAUCUGAGUUUUUCGAUAUCAAGCUUGUACUUUUCAAGUUCCAGUUCUUUUAGUCUAAUCUCUUUUUGAUCAGCCGCUUUUUUUUCUUCAAAUUGCAAUUUUUUCUCUUCCUGUUCGCGAAAAAAUUCCAUCCAUUUCAUGUCAGUUUCAGCCUCGUACUUUUUGCUGGCUUUUCGCGAUGACCGCAAUGCACUGGAA
Molecule: messenger RNA, 1655 nt
Organism: Paramacrobiotus metropolitanus
Lineage: Eukaryota; Metazoa; Tardigrada; Eutardigrada; Parachela; Macrobiotidae
Source: RefSeq, a predicted model, not a curated record